Paramecium tetraurelia is the source of this 540-nucleotide messenger RNA. RefSeq lists its product as uncharacterized. The record is from RefSeq and is a predicted model, not a curated record. The transcript is spliced from 2 exons. NCBI's taxonomy places the organism in Eukaryota, Ciliophora, Oligohymenophorea, Peniculida, Parameciidae.
AUGAGUGCAAUUAGAUUAAUACGACCAUCAUUUGGAUCCUCUUAAGAGAUUUAGAUUAACCCUUCUUGUUCUUUCACUCUAAAGUAGACUAAAUCCCAAACUUUCAUUCAAAUGAAAAUCAAAAGUACACCUUCCGGUAGUAAAAAUUCAUCAUUGGCCAAAUUAAACUCUCCUUAUUAGCCUCAUCAAAAAAGUUAAUUUUCUACUAAAACUCAUUAUGAUUCAUAGGACAUCCAUUUUACACUAAAAGGAUGCAUGAGAAUCUUUAAAGAGAUUCAAAAGAGUUCUUUAAAUAGUUAAAGUGAAUUUGUCUUACUUGAUGUAAAGGAUAGGAUGCAUAACAUUGAAAAUAUAAUUGAAGAAAUGCUAAAUCAUCAAAAUAACAAAAAUAAUAAUUAAAAUAAGAUCUCUUAAUUUAUGAUGUUAAUUAUUGAAGAAAAAAAGUAAAAGUAAUAAGCAAUUCAAUCAGGAGAAAACUUAAUUAAAUAGCAAGCAAAUUAAAUCUAAUAGUUGAAGAAUAGAAUUUCUAUUUAUUCAUGA